CCAGCGCAUAUUUUGGAGAGGGGGGAAUGGGGGGCGGAAGGGGACGCGGGCAGCCGAUGAACACCAUCCCUCAAAUCUCAAGUCUCUACUCAGUGCAGUGCCGAGGUCGCGGCAUGGGCGCGCACUCUGCGACAAACGGCACACCGCGCAUGCUGGAAUGCGCCACGCGAAACAAUCUCGCUGGACUGCAGAUUUCUACGCCCGCACGGGGGCCCAUGACCUGAGUUGAGUACGCACGGCAGCUAUACCUCGCUACUUAUCGGAAACUCAAGCGUGCGUAACUAUUACUCGCGCUGGCGCCCACCGCGAGUAGGAGAGGGCAAAGGAGGAGGAGGAGGAGGAGGAGGAGGAGGAGGAGGAGGAGAAGAAGAGGGUGACAAGGGGGGAACGAAGCAGCGCAAAAACAUCAAUGCAGCCGCCCUCGAAUGGAGCAGGGGCGCCUGGCCACAAAGACGGGCUGUCCAGCGAAAGAUGGCUUAUAUAAAUGGCCGCUCUCUCUGCCGUAGCCCCGGACUCGGAGGAGGAGGAGGAGGAGGAGGAGGAGGAGGAGGAGGAGGAGGAGGAGGCGAGGAGGAGGAGGAGAAGAGGGGAAAUGCUGGAAUCGCUUACAAAGCGAAAUCGCAAGGACCUCAACGAGUGAAGUCGUGCGCCGAGGAACUCAGUGAACUCGAAGAUGUUGUUAUCAUGUGGUCAACCUCCGCCACAGGCUGCGUCGCGGCGGAGGUGCCCAAAGGCCGCCAUGCCCCUAUGCCACGGCCAAGAAGGGCGACCCGCGGUACGCGGGCGGCGGCUCCGCAGCGACGGCGGAAGAGCAAUAGCAAUGCUCCGUCCAAUUCUGACACUCAGCAGGCGGCCCGGGGGCAGCCGACGGAGUCUCAGAGGCAGAAGGAGACAAUCCCCUGGACUGGCACCGAAUUAGGCCGGAGCGAAGCACCUGAACAGAGCUCCAACCAGUACCUCGGCCAGAGCUGGUCCUGUGUACCCGCGCCCGGCAAUAUCGUUGAUAACCGCUCGUGCGAGCUGCAGUGGACAACAGCUCGGACUCGGGAGGGGGCCUCCGGCUAGGAAGGCACUGCCCGCCCGCGGGAUGCCUCCCGAUCCGCCCAAUGCGCCAGGCGCCCCGCGCGCCCCGCGCCCCCGGGCAGGGCCACAGACCCCCAUAGGCCAGGAGAGUCCGCACCCCGAGGGAGGGGAAAGAGAGGAGAGGAAGGGGGAGGGGACGGAGGGCCAGGAGCGGAAAAGGGGCAGCGGGGGUGCGGACGACCAGGCCGCAUGGGGGCGCGUCGCCAUGCGGGGCGGCCGGGCCGACACGGGGGCGGGGAAGAAGCAAAACAAAAAAAACACGUCGUAACGGCAAUCCGGGCGACGCCUACAGUGCAUGCCUCGGAUUCGUUGCGGCCGGCUCUCGGCGCUAUCGGGCAACGCUGCGUGCCCGAGGUGCUCACACCCAGGCAGGGGGAGGAGGAGGAGGAGGAGGAGGGGAAGGAGGAGGAGGAAAUGACGAUGUUGAAAGUAUGUACACAUACAGAAGGAGCGAACUCGGCCUACCAGUCCCAGCCCGAUGGCUGAUACUUGCACCACCAUUGGGCCUCAGUGAGGUCGUCGUCCGCCGGCGCCAGCCCCUCAGCCACCAUACAUUGAUAACGACUAAUGAGAUCCAUUGGGAACUCUUUCUCGUGGUUCCAAAGCGCCCGCAGGAGGGCGCACUCCAAUGGCUGCUCGGGGUUCGUGACCAUCAACUGCUCAGCCUCUUGAUUCACCACGAAUACUAAGCGAGACCAGUCGGGGUCUUCCUCAUCCUCAGCCUCGUCGUUGUUCUCCGUGGCGUCCUCGAUCGAUGAUUUGCCCCUCCCGCCCGAGGAUGGUCCGCGAUUGCGGUGGCUCUUGCGCGUCGUUUUUCUGGUCGUGCCGAUGGUGGUAGCAGCUGCUGGGGCCCCCUCCGGGACCCCGGUGGCCGUUUCAGCGUCAGAGCAGAAGCCAUCAGCUGCUGAACGCUGCUUGUCAAUCGAGGCAUCGCCCUCCGCGUCCGAGUCCGCGGGCGUGUCGUAGCCGUCGUCGUCCAUGACGUUGUCCUCGUCGUCCCUGUCCAUGCUCUUCUCACUGCGUGGUUCCUGGACGGGGCCCUUGCCAAGGGCAUCGUCGCCCGAGGCGCCGGCGGGCCGCCGCCGGCCGGCCGCGGCCGCCGCCCUCUCGAAGUAGAUGGAUCCCCUGCCGAGCAGGCCCCCGAACAGGCUCCUCGCGGAAAUCUCCGUCGCGCGCAUCUUGCCCUGGCACUCUUGGAGCUUGGCUCGGAUCUCCGCGUUCCUGGGAGCCCGCCGCGCGGACUCCAG
This is a messenger RNA of Prorocentrum cordatum, 2330 nucleotides long. The record is from the annotation of a GenBank genome assembly. Lineage: Eukaryota; Dinophyceae; Prorocentrales; Prorocentraceae.